This is a messenger RNA of Nerophis lumbriciformis (worm pipefish), 3404 nucleotides long. RefSeq lists its product as uncharacterized. Gene Ontology annotation, biological process: intraciliary transport. Gene Ontology annotation, cellular component: axoneme. Lineage: Eukaryota; Metazoa; Chordata; Actinopteri; Syngnathiformes; Syngnathidae. The record is from RefSeq and is a predicted model, not a curated record.
GGACGCAGGCAGGCCAAAUCCGGCCCGUGGGCCGUAGUUUGGGGACCCAUGUUUUAGAACAUUUUCUGUUGAUAUGUUGCGCCUCCAACUCUUCCAAAGCAGUACUCCCAUCAGCUUGCCGAGUGGGCUAAAACGUUUUAAACUUAAAUAAAACACCGUAACAGUUUAAAAGUCUGCAGAACGCAACACUUCUCUUCAGUGUUGUCGCCCCGCCCACCGGCCCGCCGCUGACGUCAUAGCACCUGUAUGAUGUCGCCCGCGUCGUCCACCUGUAAAAGGCCAGGCGUCGUCUGUAUCGCUGCUCUGAUAUUGAGUUUACAACCGAUCACGUCAUCAAAAGCCACACUGAAGUCCGAUUCGGAGCUUCACAGCCGUGUAACGUCCGCGCCAUGUUUUUAUGAAUAUUAUUAUAGGUGUUUAAAAAAAAAAAAAAAACUCCGCGUAUGGCCGCCAGUCUCCUGCUGUGUGCGCGCAAUUUGCCAUGUGUGUCUAGGAGGGAGGAAAGGGAGCGAUGAGUUUCAAUCAGCGGGACUUUGUAUCGAGGACUGCAGCCGAGGGCGAUGCUCCUGCUGCCAGCCCAAGUUUCAUGCAUGCAAAGGCCAGGAGGACAAACUCAACCCGUACAGGCGAGCUGAAGCCCCCAAAGUCAAGUUGCCGCCCCUCAGGGAGACUUCAAAGUCCAGGGAGCAGACUUCCAACUGUAUCAAAGAGCUGAAGAACCAGAACUUUACACUGCAGCAGCAGCUGAAGGAGUCCAAGAGUGAGAACAAACUGUUGAAGAACGUUCUCCAUCGACACACGGUGGCGCUGCAGCAGUUCCAAGAUUUAGAAGGCAGUAUUUCCCAGAUACAGGAACAGCACAGAAACGAGGUCAAGGCCCUGCGCAAGCUGCUGGGCGAGACGCGCUCCAGCCGCGACAAGCUGGCGAAGAAGCUGCAGGCCACCGAGAAGGACUUGUUGGACGCCAAAGACCGGAUCCAGCACCUCCAGUGGAAGGUCAUCCAGAACCCCAACCUGCUGGAGAAGGAGGAACUCACUCGCAGGCUGAAUGAGAUCACCGUCCAGCUGGAGGAGAAGGACAGGAGGAUACAGUUCCUGGAGAAGAGCAACAUGUUGCUUCAAGGCUCGCUCAACCGCCAAGUCGCCAUGGAGCAGAGGAAGAUGUGCAAGACCAGCGACGUGUCCGUCGGCCUGCCGUCACUAGUGAACAGAUUUAUCCAGAAACAAAGAACGGACAGGACCACGGAAUCGGAGACGAGUAACAUCAGUCCAAUCAGGUCACGGAGACGCCCGCACAAAAAAGGCAAGCAAAGUAAGAUGGUCCAGACUGAUGAACUUGUCUCUGCAGCCAGCGAUACCGACAGUCGCCUUAAGUCCGACUUUUCAGAGACUGACGACUACAUGCUACCAAAGUGGCGGAGCCCAUCCAGCACGGAAUAUACGCCAGAUAGGUCUUGGACAAGUGAGCAUCAAAACACCGACGUUAAGGACACUUCUAAACGUGAAGUUGCAGCCUGUAAGCAAGUUCUUCAUCACGCAGCAGGAGGACAGGAGCUAUCAGAGGAGUCAGACGAGGACGAGAGCAAGCAAGACGAGGAGGAGUACGAGGAGGAGGAGGAGCACCACCAGGAGUACAGAUGGGGGAAACAGGAGGAAGAGGUAGAAGAGGACAGAUGGGGGAAACAGGAGGAAGAGGUAGAAGAGGAGGAGGAAGAGGAAAAUGGCGAGGAGGAAGAAGAAGAAGAAGAAGAAGAGGAGAGGUCAGAAGAACACGGUGGUGGGGAGAAAGAGGAAAGAGAAGGAGAGGAGACGCAGGAGGAGGAAAAUGAGCUGGAGGAAAAGGAUGAGGAAGGGGAGGCAGAGGAGGUGGUGGCGGUGCAGGUGAAAGAGAAAAGGUCACAGGAAGAGCGCCUUAAGGAGACGUUUAGGGAGACCUUUGGGGAGACGUUUAGGGAGACCUUUGGGGAGAUCUUUGGGGACACCUUUGGGGAGACCUUUGGGAUGAUUGGAGAAGAUGAUUCUCAGGAUUCUCAGGAGAUUGAGAUGUAUGGUGAAGAGGAAGAGAAGGAAGAAAAAGAAGGGGAGGCGGAGGAGGAAAAGCUGGAUGUGGAAGAAGAAGAAGAAGAGGAGGAGGAAGAGGAAACGGAUGAAAGACAAGAUGAGGAGGAGGAAGAGGAAACGGAUGAAAGACAAGAUGAGGAGGUGGAUGACAGAAAGGAGGAAGAAGGAAGAGAAGGUGGUGAGUACAAGGAGGAGGAAGAGUAUGACCAAGACGAGGAGGACGUAAGCAAACAGGAGCAAGAGGAGCACGGUGAGAAAGUCAGGACAGCCGCCAGACGACACGCCAUCUCCUGCGUUCUCAGCGGACCAAAGACGGCGAGGCAGCGCUCGCCAAAGCGAUGCUCGCGGCCUCGACAUCGCCGCAGGUACAACUUCACCCCGGUCACCACCAACCUGCACCUGGGCAAGCCGGCCUACAGCGGCGUGCACCUGAGGUACAUCCGAGGCACCAACGUGCCGGUGAGGGAGGAGACGCUGUACUGUCGCAACCGGAGGCGAUCCUUGGAGCAGGCGGACGACAACUCGCUCAGCGACGAGCCGACCAGCCAGCCGGACCCCCCCAGCGACGGCUCGGACUUGGAGACCAAACAUAAUGGCUCACAUUCACAGACUUAAAGCUGCAAUCAGGGACAACUGGGUUUUCCUACUUUUCUACCAAGCAAGCGUGCUCCUUGUGGACAUUUCUUUGCGGGCAUGUGUAAAGACACUUGAGGGAGGACACACCAUGUACAUACCAUUCACUCAAGACCCCUGCCAAGCACAUGCACACCAAGGAGCUUUUUAAAUGUGUUUUUUAAAAAAUGUAUCUUUUUUCUAUAUGUGUGCAACUUUCUGGUUGUUUUUUUAACCAGGACUACACAAAAAUGACUCAAAGUAAAAAAAAAAAGAAAGAAAUCUUUGCCUUGGGUUUGGCAUUUGUCAACCAUAUUGUGUAUUUGCGCAAUAGUGCCACCUACAGCAGUGAUUUUCAACCACUGCCGCGGCACACUAGUGUGCCGUGAGAUAUUGUCUGGUGUGCUGUGGGAAAUUAUGCAACUUUACCUAAUUGGUCCAAAAAAUAUUUUUUUGCAAAUCAAUAAUCAUAAUAAUGUGCCAUUGUCUAGUGCCUGUGCUGUGUAGAGCUUGGCAGGGUAAUCUUGUAAUACUCCAUACCAGUAGGUGGCAGCAGGUAGUUCAUUGCUUUGUAGAAGUCGGAAAGCGUCGAGGAUGGUUUGUCGUGAUCCCAAUAUGCAGAGCACAGAGGGAGACAGCGUGCAGGUAAAAAGGUAUGUAACACUUAAACCAAAAAAUAACAAGGCAAGUCCCGCUAGGAAAAGGCACUGAAGCAUAGGAAUGGCUAUGUA